Messenger RNA from Culex pipiens pallens (northern house mosquito), 1103 nucleotides. RefSeq names its product TIP41-like protein. Gene Ontology annotation, biological process: TOR signaling. Gene Ontology annotation, cellular component: cytosol. The transcript is spliced from 2 exons. Bases 141 to 1025 code for a protein of 294 amino acids. NCBI's taxonomy places the organism in Eukaryota, Metazoa, Arthropoda, Insecta, Diptera, Culicidae. The record is from RefSeq and is a predicted model, not a curated record.
AAUAUAUUUGACAUUUCUCGAAAGGACCUGAAAAAAAAACAAACAUCUUUCCAGCAUCAAAACUUACCGGAGAGAUUUUGCACCAAAAUUCAAAGUUUUUAAUUGUGAAGAAAAUCGUUUAAUCUUAAUAAAUUUUAGCCAUGGAGAUGAAACAGAUUAUCCAAACGCAGGUAACGGAAAACGGUCCGGUGCGUCUGCCGGUGGACAGCGAGACGCAUACGUACGACGACUGGACCAUCGCGUACACCAAGUCCCACAUUUUGAAGAGCGUCUGCGUAAACGAUAAUGCGUGCGUCCGCGGCGAUCCGGCCUGCUGCGAACUUUGCGUGUACAAUUUUACCGUGGAUUUGCCCCACCUGCCGGACAUGGUGUUCCACAAGAACGUUCUAACGAUUUGCCACAAGGGCGGUGCCCGGCUCGAGUUCAACCCGAUGGACGCGCUCAAGCUGGUGCGCAACGAGAAGCUGGACCUGAAGGUGGCCUGUUCGGACGAGUGGAAGGAGAGUCGACCGGCGGCGGACACGCAGGAAAAGGUGAAACCGUUUGAUUGGAGCUUUACGACCGAGUACAAGGGCACGGUUAACGAGCGGGUUCGGGUUGAGUCGACCGACCAGAAGAUCGACAUGUUCAAGCUGAUGAAGAGGGAGCCGAUUUACUUUUAUCAUGAUUUGACGCUGUUUGAGGACGAGCUUCACGAUCACGGAAUUUCGGUGCUUUCGGUCAAGGUGAGAGUGAUGCCGUCCGGGUUCUACGUGCUGCUGCGCUUCUUCCUACGCGUGGAUCACGUACUGAUACGCAUCAACGACACCCGCUUCCACUACGAAAAGGGCAACGAUUACAUCCUGCGCGAGUACACGCACCGCCAGGCCAAGGUGGAACAGCUGAAGCACGUACCGCCGGCGCUCUUCACCAGCCCGAACGAAAUCGCCGAGCAGCUGCCGGUCAUCAGCAAGGUCACAGAAAAGCUUACAAUUUUGGCGGAGGAGGAGGCAGACGCCACCGCAAAGGAAGGGUCAUCGGUUUAGGGAGCGAGCAACCAAAAUAUUCAUGGAAGCGUUGUAAUUAGCGUUUUAAAAAAGAAAUCUACCUGUAAAAUGUCGAAA